This is a messenger RNA of Varroa destructor (honeybee mite), 1859 nucleotides long. RefSeq names its product SREBP regulating gene protein. Lineage: Eukaryota; Metazoa; Arthropoda; Arachnida; Mesostigmata; Varroidae. The record is from RefSeq and is a predicted model, not a curated record. Gene Ontology annotation, biological process: positive regulation of SREBP signaling pathway.
AAGACACGGCUAUAUUUGUGUUUGCUAUGUGCAUGCCCUUCUGUUGCAAAUAUGAACAUAAGUGAACGGCGAUAGUAACUUGUUCGUUUUACUGAAAAUAGUGACCAGCCUUUGUAGUAGGCACCUAAAACUGUCAGCUGUCAGGAACGAGAUUAUUUCCAGCAGAGCAGUGUAGUGCACGCCUCGAUAAGCAAGGGAGAAUACAAGCAUGUAUUCUCAGGGUAGAUACCCUAACAUACUUUGACCGGUUUGCCCCUGGGCACCGUAAAACAUGCGGUGUUCCCAUGGGGCGGGUAGUAACAUUGGAUUGGAGCUCUAAUAGCUGAUCAAUAGAGCUAGUUAACGUCAUCAUGCAUCUGUCGUUCAAUAACACGGAAUAAUAACUAAUGUAUGUACAAUCCCUGAACGAACGUCAAUAAACAAAGCAAAACGGGAACAUAAUCUGAAACCACCGACGUUGACAAAGAUAACGACAUAUCAAAAGAAAAACAGUUGAGAUUAAUCGGCAUUUUAAGCUACUAUAUCAUCAUCAUCAUUGAUCCCACAUGUAUGAAUGUGAUAUACUGAUUAUUAGCGGAAGAUGGUUUUUCUUCGAGGGGCUAACAACGAUGGUGGCGGAGUGGGAGGAAGUGUAAUAGGUCAUAGCGGUACGACAACAAACACCGCCGGUAGCAACGCCGCUUCGUGGGGUAGCGGCGUGAUGCGCUUGCUGAGGCGUCGGACCGUUCUUGGAUUCAUUUUUUGUGCGUCGCUUCUUUAUUGCGUUGUCACUGUUUUACGAGACCAAAAUGAAGCAGACCGCGUAAAUCAAUUCGGCUCUGAUCACGAAGCAAAUUCUGGAAAAACUGGUGGCGCAGUUCCGCUUCCAGCACUCUCGUUUCGUUGGAAUUCGAAUACGUCAGUUGGAGAUAUAAAUGUAGCAACGCAGAACCAGGAACAAAAUCGCAAUUCAAUAUCAGCAUGUAAAAAUACACUUCAAGGUGCUGUUUGGGUGGCCGAUGAUCGAGGUUUUGUGUGCAAUCGUUCUCUCCUACUUUCAAAUGGAUGCUGUGAUAAUUUUAAUGGACUACUUGAAAGGUACCCUUGCUGGAGUUGCACAUCAGGAUGUUGUUCAUCGUAUGAAAUCUGUGUGUCCUGCUGUCUUCGUCCUCAGCAGCGUCCCCUAUUGGAAAAAGUUCUAGGCAGGCUCGGACGUAGUCCCAAAGCUCUUCAGUUAUUCGUGUUAGUCCGAACUCAUUUUGACCUCUGUCUUGCAAAGUGUCGCACGUCGUCACGGAGUGUGCGAAAUGAAAAUACAUAUAUUGAUCCCGAAAAUAAGUAUUGCUUUGGGGAGGAGGAGGCACUAACAGAUACGAAUAAAAAAGCAAUUGCUACAGGAGGAUAAAGCAGCUUUCUGGGAUAAGACUGUAGGACAAAGAAGGUAAACAUUUAAUGUUGAUCCUGCUUCAUACGUCUGGUUAGUAAAUAGUCUUCCAGGCAGCACAACUGUGCUAGACAAUAGUGGUUAAGAGGGACACAGAAAUGGUUCAUUUAAUUUUCAUUUAAUUCAUUUAAUUUUUUCGGAGGUACAGUUAGAAGAGGCGUGUCUCAGCUUUUCAUCAUUUCACUUGCGUAAUAUGACACUCCCAAAGGCCGUUCUUAUCAACAAACAUGAACUUAUCGUUAGCGAAAAUAAAACUUAUUUACGUCUGAAAUGCCUGUCUAGAGUGAAAGAGUCAUCCAGCCGAAGAUGUCUGUGCACCAAACGUUUGAUACUGUGCAUAAUAAUGAUCAAUUAACUCUAAAAUAUUUAACUCAACCCUAUGCUGUAAGACGAGCGAAUGAAGUAACAAAUGAAAGUAUCUAUAUAUUAUUGUUGA